Messenger RNA from Priapulus caudatus, 2196 nucleotides. RefSeq lists its product as uncharacterized. The transcript has 5 exons. The record is from RefSeq and is a predicted model, not a curated record. Gene Ontology annotation, biological process: monocarboxylic acid transport; transmembrane transport. The coding region runs from base 322 to 2196 and encodes 624 amino acids. NCBI's taxonomy places the organism in Eukaryota, Metazoa, Priapulida, Priapulimorpha, Priapulimorphida, Priapulidae. Gene Ontology annotation, molecular function: monocarboxylic acid transmembrane transporter activity.
AGAAGGAGACAGAGAGAGAAAGAUAGAGAGAGAAAGAGAGAGAGAGAGAGACAGACGACGCACAUCGCUGGUUCACCUCCGCCGAUGGAGUGCCGCACGCGGCGAGCAUUGUUACAGCAGCUGACAAUCCAACUCCCGACGAUCGCCGACCCGUCGACGACGACGCUGCCGACAGCGCGCGAACGCCACCGCGCGACGUCAUCGCACACGCAUACGCACACGCCGACGAGCGGGGUUUCCCGGUAUCGCAUCACGAGCGGAAGCGAGCCGACGUGUAGCAUCUAAUUAUUAUAAGCGCUGACGAACACACGUAACAUCGCCAUGACGACGCUUCCGACCGUCUUAGAGAACCAAGUACCAGCCGAGCAGCAGCAUCCCAACGGACGGGACUCUUCCGCAUCUUCCUGCUCCGAUGACGAGGUCGUCGUGCCGUCGCUGAAGCCGCCCGAUGGAGGCUGGGGCUGGAUGGUCGUCCUCGCCGCCUUCUUCAUUCACGUCAUCGCCGACGGCAUCACCUACUCGUUCGGCGUCUACCUGAUCGAGUUCAUCGAUUACUUCGACAGCAGUCGCAGCGCGACGUCGCUCAUCGCUUCCAUACUCGUCGGCGUGACGCUCGGAUCCGGUCCGCUGGCGGGCGCCUUGGUGAACAAGUUCGGCUGCCGCGCCGUGACAAUUCUAGGAUCGGUAAUAGCCUCUUUUGGCUGCAUCAUCAGCAUCUUCGCUCCCAGCCUGGGCUUUCUCUACAUCUCCUUCGGUACCAUCACUGGUCUUGGCUUCGGCCUCACCUACCUGCCGUCGAUUGUCAGCGUGACGUUCUACUUCGAGAAGCGGCGCGCGCUGGCGACGGGCAUCGCCGUCUGCGGCUCGGGCAUUGGCACCUUCAUCUUCGCGCCCUUCACGCAGUACCUGAUCACCGAGUACACGUGGAAGGGCGCGCUGCUCGUGCACGCCGGCCUCAUACUCAACUGCAUCGUCUGCGGUGCGCUGAUGCGCCCCCUGGAGGCUGGCGGCAUGUCGCGCACUCCGAGCACGUCGAGCGGCAGCGAGUACACGAACAACCGCAGCAGCAACAACAGCGCGUACGGUCGCAAGGGGGCGCCACCGCGGGAUGAGAACCGGCCGCUCGUCAACGGAAAUGUUGGUGAACAGGUGGCGCUGCCGGCGGCUGAAGAGGGGCUCGGCGGGGAUGGUGGGACGCAGGACGGGCAGCUGUCGCCGAUGUCGCCGAAGCUGCCAUUCCUCAGCCCGACGCAGAGCGAGUACCUGGGCAUAACAGAGAGGGUCACGCAGUCGAACCCGAACCUCGUCGCCCUCACGACGGUGGCGCCGUCGGUGACGAUGACGCCCGAGCUGAAGCCGCGCAGCAGCAAGUCGAUGCAGCACGCGCGCAUGCGCACGCGCAGCCACACGCACCACUCCGAGUCGCACGACGCGUCGACGACGACGCCGGGCAUCAUGUACCGCAAGGACAUCCUCUUCACGGGCAGCCUGCUCGAGAUCCCGCAGUACAUGUCGAACCCGGACCUGUACCUGACGAGCAUCACGUCGAUCCCGCACCACCACCGCGUCGCCGCGUCGCCGCGCCGCGGCCGCUGCGGCUGGCCCGCGUGGCUGCGCUGCCCCGACGCGAUGACGGACGCCGUGCGCGAGAUGACCGACAUGUCGCUGCUGCGCGACGCCGUCUUCAUCCUCUUCGGCGUCUCCAACUUCCUGACGAGCGUCGGCUUCAACGUGCCGUACAUCUACCUGCCGGACAAGGCGGUGCACCACGCGAUCGCCGCCGAGGACGGCGCGCGUCUCAUCUCGAUCAUCGGCACGGCGAACACGCUGUCGCGCGUCGCGCUCGGCUACGCGUCCGACCACCGGCGCGUCAACCGCCUGCAGCUGUACGCCGCCAGCCUGACGGUGUGCGGCGUCGCCAGCAUCGCCAGCGUCUUCUGCGUCGACUUCGUCUCGCUCGCGAUCUACGCGGCGAUCUUCGGCGUGACGACCGGUUGGCUGUUCGACAUCACCAACAACUACAACUACUCGUUCUACAUGAUGGGCACGGCCGUCGGCAUCAGCGGGGCCAUGCUGUUCUUCCUUCCCUGCGUGCAGCGCUGGCAGACGCGGAGACGCGAGCGCGGGCGUGCGCAUGCGCAAGCGCCGAGAUGCCCGCAGAAGAUCUCCAUCUGCGAGAUGGAGUCGACCAUAUAG